Messenger RNA from Suillus subaureus, 988 nucleotides. RefSeq lists its product as uncharacterized. Bases 125 to 829 code for a protein of 234 amino acids. The transcript has 2 exons. The record is from RefSeq and is a predicted model, not a curated record. Lineage: Eukaryota; Fungi; Basidiomycota; Agaricomycetes; Boletales; Suillaceae.
GUGUUGUGGGGAGAUCUAUACUUUCCACACCCCUUGGUUUAUUGUUCGCCGUACUCACCGAGUAAUGACUCGUGGUGUCUUGAGUAUCGCACGAACGCUCUGACCACUAGGGAUUGGGAGGUUCAUGCAGAAAUACGUACCGCGAGUCCGGUCUUUGACAUUCCAUCUAGAGGCACCUUUGUAUCGCAACAUCUUGAGGGCUCUUCGGCAAUCACCUGUCGCUCAGCCGCCCCUCCCAAACUUGCAGCGACUUGAUUACCGCCACGUCAUUCCCGAGGACUACCAUCUCCUGGACAUUUUCUUUGUGCCAUCCCUGACAGAUCUUACUGUCGAGGUUGAUCCUGCCGGCUUUCCCGAUAUCUCAUUUAUCUCACCUCUUCCCGCCUCAUGCCCCCAUUUAACAUCUUUCCGUCUUUUCGGUUACGAGUCUCACGAACCCCUCGUGGCCACUGUGUCAAAUGUCAUUAUGAGUCUUCCUCAUCUUCAGGCGCUUCAUUGCGAUCAACUCAGUCAAGCGGCAAUCACAUUCGUUGCAUGGCACUCAUCGCUGACCGAACUGGACAUCAGUAUCCCGAAUGACCAUGCGUACAAUUUUUCACAGUUUCCGCAUCCUACUCUUCCUAGAAUGCCACCCUUUUCCCGUAUCAAAAGCUUCAGGAUGAAUUCCGUUUGGCUGACUACCAUCGGUGCAUUUAUUAGGCGGUCCAAUUCUCACCUUCUCGUUUGCGUAUUACGACGAGCCAUGCAUCAUCACCUGAAGAUUUGGAGGUGGUUUUCAGUAUCUUGUCAAAUCAAUGGAGGCAUGAAUCCCUGCAACUUCUUCGACUGAAGUCCUCUCUCCCGGGUGCACCCAUUGAUAUAGAUACCAUCAAGCCUCUACUUUGCUUCUCUAAGUUGCGAGAACUUCAUCUAUUGACGGGCAACGCCAUCCGUUUCUCAAACGUACAAGUCCGGCUCCAUCAUACCAUUGAAUAAAAAGCCAGAACCU